This is a messenger RNA of Dermacentor silvarum, 2829 nucleotides long. RefSeq lists its product as uncharacterized. Bases 23 to 838 code for a protein of 271 amino acids. Lineage: Eukaryota; Metazoa; Arthropoda; Arachnida; Ixodida; Ixodidae. The transcript has 6 exons. The record is from RefSeq and is a predicted model, not a curated record.
UUCCAGUACGCUCGCUCAUCGGAUGUCGGCAGUGCUGUCAGUGGAGCAAGCUUCUACACUGAUGAACUCGGCAUUUACCCCAGUGGCAGCUGUGCCCGCUGUGCGACGGGGUCGGCCACGGAAGUACCCCCCAAAAGAAGCAAGGGGACACCAAAAUGCAGCACGGUGGGCAGAAAGUCUGGCGCUCGUUUCAACAAGGCGUUUCAACGAGGCGUCUGUGCAGAAUACUUUCGCAUUCCCACAUGCACUCUCGCAACAGGUGGUUGCAGUUCCUUCCCCGUCAAACCAUGCGGCAGUUGCACUGCCUGCACCAGUCACCAUGAAUCCAGAGUCGUCCUCACAGCCACCACUACAAUUUCCAUUGGGCAGCGUGCCACCACAGUUUCCAUUGGAAACCGCACCACCACUGCCACCACCACCACCACCGCUGUCUAGAUUCAAAAGCCUGAUCGACAACUUGGCUCUUCGGUACUGCUGGGAGGAUGCCAUCCACAAGGAGCUGAAAUGCGUUGAGCAAGGAAUGGAAUCUGCUCGUGCUGCUCUGGAGGAACUCGAGGGUAAAAAGCAGGAGCUACUUGCAGCAGAAGCACAAGUCAGGGACAAAAAGCUGGGCAUACUGCAGUGCUUACAAGAAGCAACUUCUACGAAGCCAGAGGACGGCCAGCUGGCCGAGAGUGCGGCAUCUACAAAGGUGCACCCACCACUUGACACUGGUGGCACAAGGCUGAUGGAUACCGUCUCACAGGUCCUGCCAGAUCAUGCCCCUUCUUCGGCUGUGGCUCAACAGAUUCUUACUGGAAACCACACGGUCAAGGUUGAAGUGAUCGAGCUUGAUUAAUCAUGGUUGCAAGCUUUCAGGGCCCAUGGAAAGCAUGCUGUGAACUGCAAACUAUCUCAAAUGCAAGCCAGUCUCCGAAAGCCUGUGAUAGACCACGUUGUGCCUGAUGAUUUUUCAACAUCAGUUUCAAUUCGCCAUGAUUUAAUGAUCUGUCAGUCAUGGCUUUCUUUGCUGUGAUAGCGUAAAGCCAUUAUUUCCUCAAUGUCUUUUCAAAACAGGGCCUUUGGAACACGAGCCAUUCGUGCUUUGGAAAACCUCUGUCCAUUAUCUAUUGUUUGUGUCUUUGUGUGUGAUAGUAGAAAUAUUUAUUUUAUCUGGUACCACUUAUAGUGCCUAUGUUUAUUUUCUUUGAAUGUCAAACAGACUUUCAAAAAAUUUCCUUUGACAAAUAGUAAUGCUGUUCCAUCACUUCUCGUGGAUUACUGGAUGGGAAGGACAUGGACCGUAUUUGCAUUUGCAGUUUUAAUGUCCCGGUAGCUUGUUAAAAGGUUUCACCAGUCAAGUAAUUACUUUAGGGCUGUUGCAAUCGCCUAAGUAAAGUUGAGUAGUGGUGAAGCCACAACUUCCUAGCAGAAAACUUACACCAGUUUCCGAGAGAUUCUCCCCAAAAUCGGCUUAUUGGAGGUCCACUUUAGGCUGAUAGAAUGUAACGGUUCUGUGUACCUUUUUGAGCUUUGUCAUUGGUCCAUGUAGCGCUCUGCUUAAGUUAUCACUAGGAUCAGCCAAUCAAAAGUGGUUAAUGAUGAAAAAGGAAUAUAUUCAAGGUAAAAGAAACCUUUACAUUGUACCGGCCUUAGUUUCAUAUCAGAAUGUGGAAGGAAGGCUCUGGGGAAAAACUAUUAACCAGAACACGAGUAUAUCUCAUAGCUUAUUUUGAUAAGAGAUAUCUCAGAACUUGUGCUUGACUCAGGAUUUUCGCUCUCCAGAUAAGAGGAUUUCACUACUGCCUGGCUUCAAUUUUGCAGUUGCAACAUGUGUUCUGAGUGAAUAAUUAAAAGGUCAAUUCACAUAAGUUUGUUACCUAGCCAUCUUUAUUCUGCAAAGUCUGUUACCUAGCCAUCGGAACAUAACUUAUUCUGUAAAGUCCACUCCUUGAGCUAAUCCACCCGAAGAGGCUGAAUUGCUCAUGCCACAUGCAAUUUUUAAAAGAUAUGCAAGAAAACAAACAAACAUGGUAUAUGUUAUGUGUUCUUCAGUUCUUCACAUCUUGUUUUUACCAAGUGACCUUCUAGGAGCCAUUACACAAAGUGUCAGGAUGCCUGCAACUUGUAAUAAGCUCACAAUUUGUGAUAAUGUACUGCCAGGCCUUUGAAGGACCUCACCUAUUAAUUUUCAUAGCCAUAUGCCAUUGUGCUUGCUAUGUUCUUCAUUAUUUUAUCGGAUUCAUUUUGACUUGCCCACAUGUGCAAGACGUCCAUGUGGUGUUUCAUGUGAUGUCUUAUUUGUUGUUGUUUCUUUAGUUUGACCUGUCUUUUUGUUUCUGCUGGAUUUGUUUAUUGUGUGACCAUCAAGUCAUUUACAUCUUGUCAGAUGUUGCUAGGACCAAAAGGAAAGAACACUGUUUAAGCCAAAAAGAGAAUGUAAUAUAAUCCAAUGGUUUGCCUUAAAAUGCAGCUGUUACUAGCUUGAGCUAGCUCUGGCUGGUCUUAGCUCUGUUUAGGGAAAGAAAGUGGCUGGACCCAUUGAGCUGAUUUGAUUAGGUUGACUGAGUGUUGAAACAUCCUUCGUUUUCUAUUCUUGUGGUCACAUUCAAAGAUUGGCCAAAGAUUGGCUUGUUCUUAUUUACGUGCUAGUACUCAUAAGCUUUUAAAUGCUAGUCAUUUUUAUUCUUGUUAUUACUUUUGUCAGUUUGUUUUGUUGUCACGACAUGGCAUGCAGCAAGAUCUGCACAAUGAAACAAAUGUGCAUGUUAGCCCAAAAAUAGAUGUUAUGAGAGACACGAAUGUAAUUUUAUGGUUGUAAUUAAUAAACCAUGUGUUCUUUAUAUACCA